CGCCGCUUCUUAACGGGCGCGUCGCGGGCGCGGCGGGAGCGUUGAGCGCCGGCGGUGCCGCUGCCACUGUCACACUGGGACACUGUCGCGACAUGAGCGAGAGACAAGGAACCGGGGCUACAAAUGGGAAAGACAAGACGUCUGGUGAGAAUGAUGGGCAAAAGAAGGUCCAAGAGGAGUUUGACAUAGACAUGGACGCGCCAGAGACAGAGCGGGCGGCCGUGGCGAUACAGUCCCAGUUCAGAAAAUUCCAGAAGAAAAAAGCUGGCUCCCAGUCCUAGUAGCUACCUCACAGCUCAAAACAAAGUAAUCCUGAGAUGAUUUAUCAAGAUCAGAAAUAACACAAAGAUGCAUGUACAGAAAUUAUCAAUAUUUAAAACCCCAUUGGCAGAUAACAACCCACGAGCUUGUGUGCGACUUCAUCCCAGAUGUUUCACGCCCAUUAUCCUCUGUAACUCACCAUUUUACUUGAUGUUGUAAUAAAAAGUUAGGGUGAAGUAAUUAAAGUGUCUGCCUUCAUCUGUCUUUCCAUAUUAAUCCAGCAAGUGCAGCGUUACAAAUGAACCCAGCCCAGAUGCCUGUUUCCCUCUCCACCUAAAGCUCAGAGUCAUAACAGCACCGUAUGUUGCAGGGAUUUUUGCUGAGGGAUGAGAUGGAUGCAUCUCAGCCCUGCUUCCCUCAUUUGGAGACUUCCAGCUGCCAGCAAAAUGUGAAAAUAAAAUGACUUUCUUGUAAUGAGUUGAAAGUAAAUAAAAAAAAAAAGAGAAAAGUUGCAGACAGAAGCUGGCAUGAGGGGUGUAGGAAGCAGGGAGCAGUUCAUUUUUGUCUUGCAAGUGUGUCAGUAAAGUGGUUUGAGUGGGGAAAUUGUGCCUGUCCUUCCUCUUUGCAUGAUAACAUUCAGAGAUCUUCGACCACAUUGACUGUUAUGGAAAGAAAAUAAUAAACCAGACACAAAAUACCUUUGGAAGUUUGGGAUUGAUUUUUGUCUGUAAAAAUAGAAACUGACCAUCUAAACUCCAUUUCCUCAUGUGGUUUUUCAGUCUCUACAUAAUCAACAACUGCUUCUGUGCCAUCUCUCUGUUUCCAUAUUAUUUUCAGUGUUUGAGGAGUAAAUCAUACCAGGCUUCCUGUGUCCAUUUGCACUGUUCUGUAUUCAGCUUUGAGCCCCUUUAUUGGUGAGUUAGCCGAGGUUUGGAU
This is a messenger RNA of Melozone crissalis (California towhee), 1197 nucleotides long. It is a transcript of the gene PCP4, whose product is annotated as Purkinje cell protein 4. NCBI's taxonomy places the organism in Eukaryota, Metazoa, Chordata, Aves, Passeriformes, Passerellidae. Gene Ontology annotation, molecular function: calcium ion binding; calmodulin binding. The transcript is spliced from 3 exons. Gene Ontology annotation, cellular component: cytoplasm. The coding region runs from base 93 to 281 and encodes 62 amino acids. The record is from RefSeq and is a predicted model, not a curated record.